Molecule: messenger RNA, 518 nt
Organism: Poecilia latipinna (sailfin molly)
Lineage: Eukaryota; Metazoa; Chordata; Actinopteri; Cyprinodontiformes; Poeciliidae
Product: sushi-repeat-containing protein SRPX-like
Exons: 3
Coding region: 141-503 (120 amino acids)
Source: RefSeq, a predicted model, not a curated record
UGCCCUGCCUGCUGUAAAGAGAAUCCUCCCUUGUUUCUGGAGCAAGAGGCGGGCUCUUUGGAAAAAGCAGGAAUGCGCUGAGAGUUUUCUUUGCAAGCUGUCCUCCUCCUGCCUGCACGUUAAAAAUCGCCCGUCCUGACAUGGAGCUGUGGCCACUGGCUCUCCUGCUCGUCCAGUUCUGUCUCUGCUCCGGAUAUGAAGGGUCAGGGCACUAUGGUUACGGAGACGACGAGGACUGGUAUUCUCGUAGAUAUAAAGGAACCCCGUGGUGCGCGCCCAUUAAGCUGAAGCACGGUGAUGCGAGCUGCCGCACGCCCAGAGGGGAGCACUACAGGAACGUGAUGGGGACGCGGUGUAAAAUCCGCUGCAAAAGGGGUUACGAAUCCCAGAACACGGAGGUGGUGUGCAUGGCCAGCAAGCACUGGUCCUCCAACUACGCUUGUCGGGGUGAGAGCCAACAUCUGCACACACACUUUUAUCAUUUUUUUUUUUUUUUUAAAUGAAGUCGAUGAAGUCAU